Messenger RNA from Oldenlandia corymbosa var. corymbosa, 993 nucleotides. The record is from the annotation of a GenBank genome assembly. Lineage: Eukaryota; Viridiplantae; Streptophyta; Magnoliopsida; Gentianales; Rubiaceae.
CACUCUUCCCAGUUGGUCGCGCACACACAAAGACACACAUUUCUCUCUCUCUCAAUAGACUUUUUCUUUCUGCAACGAAAUUUUUAUUCUUGUUAUUCCGACGCCAUGACUUCUCCUUCCCCUUCUGCUCGUAAGGGUUUGAGCAAGAUCGCGUGCAAUCGGUUACAGAAAGAGCUGGUAGAGUGGCAGGUGAAUCCUCCCGCUGGAUUUAAGCACAAAGUUACUGAUAAUUUGCAGAGGUGGGUCAUAGAAGUCAACGGCGCACCCGGGACUCUGUAUGCUAACGAAACUUAUCAGCUCCAGGUUGAUUUUCCUGAACAUUACCCCAUGGAAGCCCCUCAGGUUAUUUUUCUUCCACCCGCUCCACUCCACCCUCAUAUAUAUAGCAAUGGACACAUUUGUUUAGAUAUAUUGUAUGAUUCCUGGUCUCCAGCAAUGACUGUUAGUUCCAUAUGUAUUAGUAUCCUCUCCAUGUUGUCAAGCUCAACAGUGAAGCAACGUCCAGCAGAUAACGAUCGCUAUGUGAAGAAUUGUAGGAAUGGGAGAUCGCCAAAGGAGACACGAUGGUGGUUCCAUGAUGAUAAAGUAUAAGUAUUCAAGGUUACCGGUCGAUGUAAACAAACAUAACCAUCAAGCGUAUACCUGGGGUUGAGAGAGUUUGUUUUUGUCCUUUUCAUAAGAUUAGGAAGGUUGACUACAGACUAUAUUAGUAACCAAGAACAUGCUAUUUGAAGGUGCUAGCUGGUUGAGGCCUUUCUAAAUUAAAAGCAAAUAUAUAUAAUCUGCUCUAAGAUCAGGAUCUCUGGUGUGCUCUUGUAUAGUAUCAUGAGAAUGUAUUUGUGGUUCUACUGAAUAUGAAACGCUCGUUUCCCAUGAAUCAGGGGCUAUGAAAGUGUAUAAUUUUUCUUCGUUUCCUGUAUCUCACUUGCAGCUUUAUAUUUGUUCAUUGGCCGUUGAAGUGUUCGUUCUGCAAUUGUGUACCAUGGGUUAUGG